AUGUUGAAGCUCCUAGUGGCUAAUUAUCUGUCUAAAGCCAGCAAGGAAGACUCAGAAGCAGAAUUUGAAGUCAGAGCUGCCGGAAGCCAGUGUUUGCUCUUUGGGAAGAAGGAGAGGGCUCGUGCUAAGCAGACAGCACGCAAGUCAAUGGCCAGGAAGGUGACCUGCAAACAGUUGGCCACCAAGGCACCCUGCCAGAGCACACCAGCCACGGGUGGCAUGAAGAAGCCACACUGCUUCCGGUCAGACACCUUGGCGCUGCGUGAGAUCCGCCAGCUGCAGGUCCAGCUGCUGGUGCACGAGAUCACGCAGAACUUCAAGACCGACCUGCGCUCUCAGAGUUGGGCCAUCAUGGCACUGCAGGAGGCAUGGGAGACCUACCUGGUGGGGCUCUUCAAGGACACCAGCCUCUGCGCAUUCCUCACCAAACGCAUCACCAUUAUGCCCAAGCUGGCAUAUCGCAUCCGUGGAGAGAGAGCAUAA
This is a messenger RNA of Sorex fumeus (smoky shrew), 483 nucleotides long. RefSeq names its product histone H3-like. The transcript has 2 exons. Bases 1 to 483 code for a protein of 160 amino acids. NCBI's taxonomy places the organism in Eukaryota, Metazoa, Chordata, Mammalia, Eulipotyphla, Soricidae. The record is from RefSeq and is a predicted model, not a curated record. Gene Ontology annotation, cellular component: nucleosome. Gene Ontology annotation, molecular function: protein heterodimerization activity; DNA binding; structural constituent of chromatin.